UCCCGCCUGGGACUUUAAAGCGCCAUUUUGUGCCGGGCGGCAGGAUAUCGAUCGUCGCUCCCCAGCGGCAAGGAGGGUGGCGGCGUGCGGUGAGGCGACGGGCGCUCGGCGGUGGCCGAGCUGCGGCCGGCGCGUCGUCCCUGCUCCGUUCUCCCUUCUCAGUGUCUUUCAUUCCGCCCGCCCCGUCCCUCUGCUUCCAUGACCCGCAGUAGGAAGCAGGCGGCGCUGGAGAGAGGAGCCGGGAAGAUGAACCAAGAGGCGGGGAGCGCCGCGGCGGCUGCGGGAGACCGGGCGGUGGCGGCGGAGACAGCCGGCGGCGGAGCGGCGCCCGCUGCCUGGGGGCUGGAAGGGGAGGCGGAGAAAGUUGUGUACUCGCGGUCGCAGGUCUCCUUCGCCGGCACCAAGGCUUUGGGCGACGCCCUCAAGCUCUUCAUGCCCAAGUCCACGGAGUUCAUGAGCUCCGACUCGGAGCUGUGGAACUUCCUCUGCAGCCUUAAGCACGAGUUCUCCCCGGUCAUCCUCCGCAGCAAGGAUGUCUACGGAUACGCCUCCUGCCGAGCAGUCGUCCCCGACCCGCCGCCGCCCUCGGCGGAGCGACCCCGCCGCCGCGUCGGCAAGCGGCGCCUCCCGGCCGCCGACGCCAAGCGCCGGGCUGCGACGGCGGGUGGCAGCGCCAAGCGGCGGAGGCGGCGCCGGCGCCGCAGGAGGGUACGGGAGAGGCAGCGGCAAGCGACGGCACCGGUGGCCGCCGACCCCCGCGGCGGAGGGGGGGAGGCGGCGUUGGCGUUGUGGCCGCCGGGCGAGGAGCCGGACGGCGAGCGGGACAGCCCGGCGGAGAGCGCCGCCUGGGAGCCCUUCGGCGGCAAGUCGCUGGAGGAGAUCUGGAAGGCGGCCACCCCCAGCCUCACCAGCUUCCCCACCAUCCGGGUGCGGGGCAGUGUCUGGAGCCGGCGGAGCCUGGCGGCGGCGCGGCGCCGGGCGCAGCGGAUCCUCGGCGUGGACCUGUCUCCCGUAGUGCGGGUGCGCCGCUUCCCCGUGGCGCCGUCCUGAGGCCGCGGGUGGGUUGGGUUGGGGGGGGUUGGCCGGCUCCUCACCUUCGCCGCGGUGCGGAUAAAGAGACCGAUAUCAGUCACCUGUUUACAUUGCUUUUGUCUGGAUCGUGUUCUGCUGCUGCACUUUAUGGCCCGCUCGGGCGGGGGCCGGGCCCCCCAGCCGCACGGGGGGCGGCUUGCCGGGCCGCGCAGCCAAGGCCCCGUGCUGGGCCUCGGCCCGUCCCCGCCGGGGCGCGGGGAGACGCGAGGGACCCUCCGGCAGGUAUCACGCGUGGGGACCAAGUUCCACUUCCACUUUUUUUCUCUCCCAUUGGGCUACCUCACUGGUCCAGAAGUCCACCCAAGAAGUUAUUUUCCAAAGGAACUUACUUUUCAUGCUUGUAUAAUAAAGCACCAUCUGAUUCUUGCUAAUUUCCUCCCCCUCCCCGUUCCCCCUUUUCCGAUGGAUUAUGUAUGCUUUGUGGUGUUGCACUAGUAUGUGCUCAGGGUAUUUUGAAUCCCAAGCAUUCCCAAGUUUUGGUUUACUCUGGUCAAGAAUGCAUAAAGAAUGGAGGUUCAGGACUUGUGGCUGUUCUUGAUGGUGCAAAAAACUUUUUAAUUUCAUGGGCUUAGUGAUAUAUCAAGUUGUAUCGCGCAGUAUAAUUGUUACACUUUUGUAUCUAAAGUCAUUUUUAAAGUUUUCUAGUUGAACCAAGUAUUCGUUUCUAUUGAGCACCUAAGGAUAGAAUCAUCCUGGUAUUUUAUAACCCUGUUUACUUUAGGGAAGCUCAUCUGGUCAACCUAAGUGAACUUAAUAAAAGUCAAAGAACAAUGGUGUUUCAGUUCAAUGAAACUGUACGGGGACGGGUUCCUCGGUGGAGUACAUCAUCUAGGUGCUUAAUGUAAGCACACUUAGAUUUUGUGAAGAGUAUCUGCUUAUUAAAGCAAUGUAUAGAUGUCUGAAGGUGAACUAUGAUACGAUGUGGUGCUGACAGCCAGAAGUCAGUAGCUCAAAUGACACAAAUAUCACACUGAAGUGCCUCUCUACAGAAAGAGCAAGACUUGAUACCUGAUCUCUUCAUCACGAAAUAGUGCUGGUUGUUAUCCCAUGACUGUGAGAUGAUUGAUGAUGGGUAAUCAUAUUUAACAUAAUUACUUGCAUGUAAUUAUUUUUAUAAACCUCUCCUGGGUUUCACAGUAGACACUGAUGCAAAAUUCAUGAUGUAGCUUGAUUAUUUUGACUGAAAAAUACCAUGUUGUCAUUCUACGUGAUAAGCAGUCUCCCUUUAAACUGAUUUAUUAAAGGCUUUCUCUAGGUCUUGUGCAUUGCAAUUGGUGCAUGAGGAGCAAAAAUGUGUGUGAGGGAGAAUGUGAUUUAUUUUUUUUCCUUAAGAAAUGAUUGGUGAUAGACUGUUUAUGUCCCUAGUAUCCUGGCAGAUGAGACUGACUAACCAGCUUCUGUGGUAGAACAAAUGACUUCACAGCUUGCUUAUAGAAUGGUUUGGUGACAUAAAAUUUCUGAUGUCCGUUGAGUCCUUGUUGCCUGCUGUCUACAGAAGCAAUAAGAUGGUUUGAUGUGUGGAGGCUGCUUGUAAAACCUUGCUAGUGCUAACCUAAAGCAGGCAGCUUCCUCUAAAACCUUUUUAGUUCUUGCUUAGCGAAGCUGUGAAGUUCUUAUUCUUCCGAAGUAAGACUUAAUCUAUUCUGUAUCCAUCAGGCUUUUGAAACUGUUUACAUAACAUUGGGCUGCCUGCUGAUUGCAGCGGUAGUGCCACGUCACAUUUCAGAAGUGAAUUAAGAAAUGGAAGUUCAAGGGUGCAUAUUAUCAUGCUGUUUCUGUGGCUGUAAUACCUGCUUAAAUGUGAAGGUGAAAUUGUGCUGAUGUAAGAUCCAGUAAGACAAGCUGCAGUGCGACCAAAUGCCAAGGCUCCAAGUACUUCAAUUCUGACAUUCCACUUCAAAAACACGUUAAGAGUAUCGUUAUUAAUUCUUGAAGUCUUGUUGAUUUCUGUGCUCCUACUGUUAUGUUGAUUUAUUUUUUAGUAUUCUUUUGAAAGAUUUGUGUAGAAAGAUGAUAAAAUAUAGGCAGUUGUCUUGUGCAGAUUUUUCCCUGAACUCAUAAACAGGCACAGGACGGGCUAGAUCAGAUUUCAAGGACGGAGUUAAGGCUGCCAGAGGUAUGACAUGGGACACACUGUAUUAAAUUUGUGCUGCCUUGUUUGGAAGCUUAUCCCAAAAUGUUCUCUGUGGGUACAAAAUACAGUGAAGUAACUCUAACUCUUAUUGAGUGACUUGUUGUGUGGGCUGUAUGCAUAAGGCUUGCUUAUUUUUCUCCUGGCUGUGCUUUGACUUUGACUUCUUGGUUUUGAAGUGGCAGCUUUAUUGGGGGUAUAGUAUGAUUUGCUGAUACCCUGUUAGCAAGUUGGAUUGAAGUUUCACUGUAGUCUAAACUCCUCUGGCAGCUGCAUUUACAGAUUCUUAACUGAGCUAUUUCAGUCUGAAGUCAGUUAAGAGGGGGAAAUCUGUUACUCAGAUUUUCUGGCAAAUUAAUGUGGUGAAAUAGGUCAGCAAAGGAUCUGAGAACAGGAUGGCAUGUGAAAGCUAACAGUUUACAGGGAAGACAAGACAGCUAAUUUCAUCAUUGUGUUCAUGGCAGUUUGUGGCAAUCGAGGACAGGAUUAAUCAUCUGUGGCCCAGCUUUCCCCUUCCCUUUCUCCUCUCAAACCUGCAACACUUACCUAUCUCUCUGUGCUUGUCUGAGGAAGCUAGAUAAUCAGAAAACUAUUCAAGUUUAGAUUUGGAUAGGCUAAUACUUGAUGGCUUUUGUUCGACCUUCUAGCUGUAGACCAAGGCUGAGGAAGUUUGGAAAACGGUGCACAAAAUUGCUGCAGCAUUGAGUUAGAUAAUUUUAAACAUGGAAGCGUUAUGGAAGGGUUUAUUCUAUAAAUGGCUAAUGUUGUUGUGUUCUACCUAUAUGUGUGCUGUUGGAGAAGGUGUAAUGGAUUAGAUGGACUUCUGGUAUGACUGCAUGUGGUUGUUCCUACGCACACACUGAGUGGUGUGAGAAGUGUGAUUUGCCUGAUUUAACUUGGUGGUUUCAGCAUCCUGUCAUAUGGGGCUGCUUCUGAGACUGACAAAAUGCAGGCCCAGAAUAAACCCAGUGUACAAUGCCCAGUCUAGUUCAGUCAGCAGGGAUGGUUUCAUAUUAAACAGGAAUCUUGUGGUAGCCGCUCUUGCCAGACUUCUCUUGCAGUAGCUGGUUCCUUCCUUCAUGAGCUCACUUCAUACAAUGACUUUGUGUACUGGAAGUUGUGCUAUUUCCUUUACCAAAUCUGAAUUUUCAUCCAGUCACUCAAAAGUUAUUGAACUUAAAAAUGCUACAAUGCCAGAAAGAGUUGUGUUGAUGGCCCCAGAUGUUAGGGCAAGAGUUUAGACCAUUGUAUCUAACAUGUUGCCUAGUGUAGGUUUUACGUUCAAGAGGCAGUGCCUUCCUGUGAGUCACUGUACAAAUACAUUGUUUGGGACUGAAGCUCUUAAGAGGAGAAAGCAGUGCCUUGCAAAAAUUUUCCUGUAUUCUAACAUUGCAUAGAAGUUUUCACAUCAAAAGGAUCAAGGUUUACAACUGGUCCUUGAAACCAUCCGUUGUAAACACCAAAUGUUGUCUGUGCCCAAACCUCAUGUGGAGCGUGUUGUAUAUAUUUGGCAGAGGCAAGACUUGUGGUACUUAGAUUUUGCCCUGAAUGGAUAGGGGAUGUUGUCUGUAUCUGCAUUUCCUUGCCUAUCAGAAGCAAAGGGCAGAGUGAAUCCAGUUUAUAGAUUGUGGCUUUGAUACCAAAUAAUUUUUCACUUACUGCUUCUUCAACAAGGCAGAGUCUUGGGCUCCUCACGCUACUUAAAACAGUUGACUUACACUAAUUUACAAUUAUCAGUGCCAUAGUUUGAGUCCAAGGUUUGUAUGCACGUGAAACCAGUUGUACUGAAAGCACCUACCAUUUCCUUUUGGCCCAUGGACUGAACCAGAGAAUUUCAGAUUUGUAUGUAUGAGUUGAAAACACUGAUCUUGGGUCAAACAGAAUGUUUUGUUUGACUUGAGAUGCUCUGGUUUUGCUUGUGUCCACAAAUAUAGGAGAUCUGGAUGCAAAGGGCUAAAUUCACAAGAGCAAAUUGCCUCACAGAAAUUCAUAUCAAGUAAGAUAAUAGGUAAGAAAUCCUGGACUCCUAGAGACCCAAAUUCCAGUUCCCCCUCUUGGAGAAGGAACUUUGAAUUUCUGCAUCCUGAGGACUGUGCUAUAACAGCUUGAAACUUUUCACUCUAUAUAAUAAUAUUCACUAAGCUAAGAGAAAAUUCCUGGAUAUCGCGGUUUUUAGGGAACACCUUGGUUCUUCAUCCAUCCAUCCACUGUUUAUUUUAGGUGAGCAUAACUACCUUAACUGAGGAAAGACUGAGGCACACCCACUCCAGGGAGUUCUGUGGUAGGGGCUCUGCUUACGCAGGGUCUCCAAAUAUGUGCUGCUUGUGAUGAUUUACUACCAAACUAUCAUGAGGCGUCCAAUAAGUAUGUUAGGACAAUGAAGGAGAAUUUCGGUACACUUCUUAAUCAAGGCAAAGGCAUUUUUCCAUAUUGUAAGAAUAAAGCAUAUUUCCUCAACAUUAGUGCCUAAUUAUCUUUAUAGAAUUACCAAAAAACCAUUCUUCUCAUUGAUGCCAUUUUCUUACGUAAAAAGACUUGAAAAUAUUUUUCAAGGUUAAUACCAAGAACAACGGGUCUCGUUCAUCCAUUUAUUUACUGUGAAACUCUUAAGGAAACUGCUAGGAAAGCCUUGAUGUUAUCGGAGAUGGAAAAAGUGAGCCUUCAUUCAGGCAGGUCA
Strigops habroptila (Kakapo) is the source of this 5900-nucleotide messenger RNA. It is a transcript of the gene CCDC71L, whose product is annotated as coiled-coil domain containing 71 like. Bases 199 to 1050 code for a protein of 283 amino acids. The transcript has a single exon. NCBI's taxonomy places the organism in Eukaryota, Metazoa, Chordata, Aves, Psittaciformes, Psittacidae. The record is from RefSeq and is a predicted model, not a curated record.